AUGAUGGAGCACUUCCGCGUUGAGGAAACGACUAUCGCCGACAUCCACGCGUCCUAUCGCGCCGGCGCAAUCACGUGCGUGCAGCUCACGCAGGCAUACCUCGACCGCAUCGCUGCGUAUGACCAGCGAGGAGAGAUGGCGCACGAACGCAAUUUAGCGCUCGCAAUCCUAUAA
Molecule: messenger RNA, 174 nt
Organism: Emiliania huxleyi CCMP1516
Lineage: Eukaryota; Haptophyta; Isochrysidales; Noelaerhabdaceae
Exons: 2
Coding region: 1-174 (57 amino acids)
Source: RefSeq, a predicted model, not a curated record